AUGACGAAAAAGUUGACCCCACAGGAGAAACAAAACCGCAAGCCGGCAAUAAGAGCUUGUACAUUCUGUCAUCAAAAGCAUUUGCAAUGUUCAAAUGAACGUCCUUGCAAAAAUUGCGUGAAAAGGAAUAUAGCAUCAGAGUGUCACGAUAUUGUCCGAAAAAGGGUCAAGUACUUGACAGGAUCUUCAAAGUCGUCAAUAAAGAAGUCACGCCCGUCUUCUGAGCAAUCAACUCAAAACAGUUCUUUUAACGCUUCACCGGUGUCUAUGGUUGAUGACAGUUCUAAAAUGGAACAGGUCAAAAGUUCGAGCCUAGUAAAUGAAGACCAACCCACAGCGAUUGAGCCCUCAACACAACUGGUACAAGUCAAGCAAGAACUGCUAAAUACUCCAACACAAGAUCCCAGUGUCAUGCAGAUUAAGGAGAUACUAGAUGCCCCUACAUUCGAUGUACAACACAAUGGCUCAGAUUUCAACAAUGAAUCCAUCGACCUAGAUAGAGCUGGUCUGUUCGACACAGAUCCCUUGUUUCAUACAAACACAAUGCUAAAUACUACGACCGAUGUUAUAAAUAAAUUGCUUACAGAUCAUUAUGAGAUUGAUAGUUUGAGUCAACCGUCCAUGGAUCCUAUUUCCCAGAUAUCAGACACGCCCCACUCUAUAAAUUUGAAUCACAGAAACAGCCAGUUUAGCUCCAACUAUCUUAACGAGGAGUACCUCAUGUUGGGAGACAUUCUUUUAAACUCAAAACCAGCUUCGCCGUCGCCUUCAAAUACAAGUGCAUCCGAAUAUACAAAUGGACCAACACCAGCUUUUAUACAAAACAUCGAUUUUAAUAAUAUCAAUGAAUCAAAGAAGAGGGUAGUGCAGAAAUUGCGAGAUUCGCGACCCUUCAUUUCAUUAGGGUAUCCAACAGAUUCAUCAAUGAGUUUGGACAAUUUGAACAACAUGGCACACCAAACUGACAAUCUCUUGGACAACAACGUCAGUUCAAGAGGAAACACGAGCAAGCAAACAACGAAUGCUAAUUCAAACCCAAUUGUAAACUUCAAAACAAAGCAUCGUUCAGAUUAUGUGUCUCCAUUGGCAACUCACAAGAUCUACAAGACGGUGUCGGACAUUUACAAUAAAGAUGUGAUAAACUUUGAAUACCCAAAUUCUUACCAUGCACUUACCAAUUUUCUCAAAACAAGAUUUCUGGGCAAUGGAUUAGAUCCUGAAGAAAAACAACGCAAGAGACAGAACUUGCUUAUCAUUUUGAAAUUGAUAGCAAGUUACCGACCUACUUUUAUUAGUGCACACAAGUCUUUGCUCAAACCACAAGACCUCCUCCUUCUAGAAAUGAGUUUUCAAAGAUGUUUAAUAGAUUAUGAAAAGCUAAGUCAAUUAAACUCAUCGCCGACAAUUAUAUGGCGUCGAACUGGGGAGAUUGUCAGUAUAACGGAUGACUUGCUAAGCUUGUUGGGCUAUAAACUACUGGAUAUUUUAUCAAAGCGUACCUUCAUCAUGGAAAUGAUGUAUGAUGAUGAAUCAGUUGUGAAAUACUUUCAAUUAUUUAAAUCAGUAGCUGUGGGGAACUUACAUUCAAGUAUUAGUACCAAGAUAAAGCUAACCAAAAAGGAACCUUUCGUCAAUAGCGUGGCUAGUGUUGAUGCUGAUACUCAAAUGCAAAACAAUGUUGGUACAAGCAACUACAUUGAGUUCUGCUCGGUUUGGACUGUUAAGAGAGACUUAUUUGACAUUCCCAUGCUAAUAAUUGGCCAGUUUUUGCCAAUUCUACCGGCUGGAGACGGUGUAAGAAUGUACUGA
Messenger RNA from Lodderomyces orthopsilosis Co 90-125, 1809 nucleotides. RefSeq names its product Zcf23p (gene ZCF23). The record is from RefSeq and is a predicted model, not a curated record. NCBI's taxonomy places the organism in Eukaryota, Fungi, Ascomycota, Pichiomycetes, Serinales, Debaryomycetaceae. Gene Ontology annotation, cellular component: nucleus. Gene Ontology annotation, molecular function: DNA-binding transcription factor activity, RNA polymerase II-specific; zinc ion binding; RNA polymerase II transcription regulatory region sequence-specific DNA binding. Gene Ontology annotation, biological process: regulation of DNA-templated transcription; cellular response to starvation. The coding region runs from base 1 to 1809 and encodes 602 amino acids. The transcript has a single exon.